AUGGCUAUUCAAGUGGACAAGUUCAACUUUGAAAGUGUCCCAGAAUCCCCUGGAGAGAAGGGACACUUGACAAAUCUGAAGCAGCUAGAAGAAGAGAGGCAGGAGGCACGAGGCCUGGAGAUCAGCAGCAAGCUGGACAUCUGCUGGAGAAUCCCAUCUCUAAAGCGCAGCGGUGAGGCGAGCGUGGAGGGCCUCCUGAACCAGCUCGUCCUGGAACACCUGCAGCUGGCACCUCUGCAGUGGGAUGUGCUGGUGGAUGGGCAGCCAUGUGACUGUGAGGUGGCAGCUGCCUGCCAGGUUGGUGACCCUGUGCACUUAGAGGUGCGGCUGACGAAUCGGAGUCCCUACAGCGUGGGGCCCUUUGCCCUCACUGUGGUCCCCUUCCAGGACCACAAGAAUGGUGUGCACAACUAUGAUCUGCAUGAUGUCAUCUCCUUUGUGGGUUCCAGCACCUUCUACCUUGACACGGUGCAGCCAUCAGGCCAGUCGACCUGCCUUGGGGCCCUCCUCUUCCUCUACACAGGUGACUUCUUCCUCCACAUCCGCUUCCACGAGGACUGCAAGAGCAAGGAGCUGCCACCGUCCUGGUUUUGUUUACCCAGCGUGCACGUGCGGGCUCUGGAGGCACAGGCCUGAACCCCUCAGCCCCAAAGGCUGUGCCCUCUUUGCACCAUACCCAGCUUUCUUCCUUCCUCCCAGAAGUCACCCUGUUUGCUGCCUGCUCUGUUUCUGGCCUAUUAUGCUGAGCGACCUCACACCUAGUACCAGCCUGGGUGGCCCUGCUCUAUGGCCAGUACUGUGAAGGGUCCUUUCUAGUGUGUCAUCUCCCUGUGGCCUUAAGAAGAAAUGCUGAGCCAUCCCUAAAAUCUCCUUUGGUCUGGCUCACCCCUACGAAUGCCACUGACAACCCAAGCAAGGGAGGGGACAGUGUGGGUGACCAGGGUGAGUGGGUUUCAGGAUGUUUCCUGCCCCAUGUAUUCUGUAUAUCUAUGUUGCCAUGUUCUCCAAUAAAGGCCUGCCUUGCUUACUUCA
Cricetulus griseus (Chinese hamster) is the source of this 1032-nucleotide messenger RNA. The record is from RefSeq and is a predicted model, not a curated record. Lineage: Eukaryota; Metazoa; Chordata; Mammalia; Rodentia; Cricetidae.